AUGGACGAAUGGGACACUACACAAGCACAACUGGACGACGCCGACGAGGAGGGCGCCGUCCUCGCGCUGGCCGAGGGCUGCGCGGCGUUCCGCGCGGGCGUCGCGGCGGACGACGACGACGUCGAGCUGGUCGGCGUACAGACGCCGGCCGAGCGCGCCGCCGAGUCGCGGCGCCGCGCCGAGGCCGAGGGCAAAGUGCUCGAGAUCGACGACGACGUCGAGUUCCUCGGCACGCGCCAGGCCGAGCAGCGGCCGGUAAGGCGCCACCUCGCGGAACCACCACGACGAAAGUCGCCGCCGCCGCGCGACACGAUCCGGACCUUCGGCGGCAGCACCGCGAAGCCGACCGGAGGCCGGUGCGCCUGCGCGUCGUGCGCCGCGAUCGCGAAGUUCGCGGCCUACCCGGCCUGCAGCGUCUCGGCGCCGCCAGAACUAAUUAUUGAUGGCGAGACGUGGCGCGCGCGGCAGCACGUCAUGGACGCGCUGGACGCGCGCUACGGCGGGAUCCUGGUCUACGCCGUGCGGACGGAGAAGGAGAAGGCGCCGUGCGUCGUUAUUAAGAGAGGCGGCCGCGGGCGGUCGCCUCCGCCGGCGCCGGCGCCCGCGCCGCCUAAGCGCGCUCGGGCCCGUGGCCCGCCGCCGCCGCCGCGCGAGGCGACGCGGCGCGGCGGCUUCGCGAUCUCGGCGCGGUCGCGCACCGCGGCCGGCCUCGAGCCGCUCGUCGCCCUGGCGCCGACGCGACGCGGCGGCACUGGUGGGAGUACGGGCACGGUGUCGCGGGCGAAGCGGCCACGGAGACGGCCGUUGUAG
This is a messenger RNA of Pelagomonas calceolata, 810 nucleotides long. The record is from the annotation of a GenBank genome assembly. Lineage: Eukaryota; Pelagophyceae; Pelagomonadales; Pelagomonadaceae.